This is a messenger RNA of Hypomesus transpacificus, 7996 nucleotides long. Its product is annotated as myosin-11-like. The transcript is spliced from 42 exons. The record is from RefSeq and is a predicted model, not a curated record. Gene Ontology annotation, molecular function: ATP binding; cytoskeletal motor activity; actin filament binding. The coding region runs from base 544 to 6663 and encodes 2039 amino acids. NCBI's taxonomy places the organism in Eukaryota, Metazoa, Chordata, Actinopteri, Osmeriformes, Osmeridae. Gene Ontology annotation, cellular component: myosin complex.
AGCUUGGAUGGACACUUGGCAGCACGCUGAGCUGCUUUCCUUAUAAGGUAGCUCACUGGUAAGUCCCUAGCAUCUCUCGAAAAGCCACCAAGACACCAGUGAGAAGAAGCCAGGUACCCUAACAUGGGCAUUCCAGCAUGGCACCUCGCCUGUUGUAUGAUAGCGUUUAUCUUCAUUCUGCUAAUUUACAUAGUUUAUUGUGGUCACUCAAGGCAGCCAGUGGAGCCUUGUGCUCCACAGGCAGAGAACAAGAUAAGUGAGUAAGUAAUGCAAACAGCAUGCAUUUGUAUGGUUAGCUAGUAGCACCUGUAUUUAUCUAUACAAUAUGAGUAGACAGGCUACUGAUAGAGAGAGGGAGAGAGACAGAUGAGUAUAUGUUUAGGCAGCAAUUGGUUGGUGGCUGACAAAGAGAACACUGAUGUUUUUAUUGUAUCUUUUAUAUUAUGAUUCAAUGUCAUAUUGUUGUUUGCAUGUCAAGGCAUUUAGAUUUUUGGAGGGCACCACGGCUCUUGUUGGAAGUAUUUCAUAGCACAAAACUGUAUUAUGUUCUUCUGCUACAAAACAGCUACAGUAUAUACUUGGCCUAUAUGUCUCUAUGAUUAUCUCAAUAAUAGAUACAGUUCCAUUAAAGAUUCAACGACAAGCAGUUUUGAGAUCGAACCUAGGGCCAGUGACAUGUCCAAGAUGGCUGCCAGUGAUCCUGCCAGUGAUGACAGCAAAUUCCUCUUCCUGGAUAAUGACUUUCGGAACAGCGGAAUGGCCCAGGCCGAUUGGUCGGCCAAGAAGAUGGUGUGGAUCCAAUCAGAGAGAGAGGGCUUUGAAGCUGCCAGUAUCAAGGAGGAAAAAGGAGAUGAGGUACUAGUGGAACUCUCCAAUGGCCAGAAGAUGACGGUCAACAAGGAUGACAUCCAGAAGAUGAACCCUCCUAAGUUCAGCAAGACAGAGGACAUGGCGGCCCUCACAUGCCUAAAUGAGGCAUCCGUCCUGCACAACCUCAGGGAGAGGUACUUCUCCAGCCUCAUCUACACCUACUCAGGCCUGUUCUGCGUGGUGGUGAACCCUUACAAGAUGCUGCCCAUCUACUCUGAGAAGAUCAUUGAGAUGUACAAGGGCAAGAAACGCCACGAGGUGCCCCCGCAUAUCUACUCCAUCACUGACAAUGCCUACAGGAACAUGAUGCAAGACCGUGAGGACCAGUCUAUUCUUUGCACAGGUGAAUCUGGAGCAGGAAAGACAGAGAACACCAAGAAGGUGAUCCAGUAUCUGGCUGUGGUAGCCUCCUCACAUAAGGGCAAGAAGGACACCAAUUCCGAUCCAAAUUCCCCGACAUUGGUAAAGGGAGAGCUAGAGAAGCAGCUUCUUCAGGCCAACCCCAUCCUGGAGGCCUUCGGAAAUGCCAAGACCAUCAAGAAUGACAACUCUUCUCGAUUCGGCAAAUUCAUUAAGCUCAACUUUGACGUGACAGGGUAUAUUGUUGGGGCCAACAUCGAUACUUACCUGCUGGAGAAGUCUCGCUGUAUCCGGCAGGGUAAAAUUGAGAGGGCCUUCCAUAUCUUCUAUUACAUGGUGGACGGAGCCAAAGACAAGUUAUGUGAGGAGCUGCUGUUGGAGGGCUUUGGGAACUACAGGUUCCUGGUGGCAGGCCAUGUGGAGGUGCCAGGCCAGGACGAUGGCAAGAUGUUUCAUGAGACUCUGGAGGCCAUGGAGAUCAUGGGCUUCACUGAAGAUGAGAGGAUUGGGAUGCUGAAGGUAUGUUCCACCGUGCUGCAGCUGGGGAACAUCGAGUUCAAGAAGGAGAGGAACAAUGAGCAGGCUACCAUGCCUGACAACACAGCGGCCCAGAAAGUGUGCCACUUGCAAGGAAUCAAUGUGACAGACUUUACCCGUGCCAUCCUCACUCCCCGCAUCAAAGUGGCCAGGGAAGUAGUGCAGAAGGCCCAGACCAAGGAACAGGUUGACUUUGCCAUUGAGGCCUUGGCCAAGGCCAUGUAUGAGCGCCUGUUUCGCUGGAUUCUGGCAAGGGUCAACAAGACUCUGGACAAGUCUAAACGCCAGUCCUCCUCCUUUCUAGGCAUCCUAGACAUUGCUGGCUUUGAGAUCUUCGAGGACAACUCGUUUGAGCAGCUGUGCAUCAACUACACCAACGAGCGCCUGCAGCAGCUGUUCAACCACACCAUGUUCAUUCUGGAGCAGGAGGAGUACAAGAGGGAGGGCAUCGAGUGGAGCUUCAUUGACUUCGGGCUGGACCUGCAGCCCUGUAUCGAGCUGAUAGAGAGGCCGAACAACCCUCCUGGUAUCUUGGCUCUGCUGGAUGAGGAGUGCUGGUUCCCUAAGGCCACAGAUCUGUCUUUCGUGGAGAAGCUGAUGAACACACACAGCACACACUGUAAAUUCUCCAAGCCCAAAAGCCUGAAGGACAAGACCAUGUUUUCUGUGUUGCACUACGCAGGCAAGGUGGACUACAACGGCGCAAGCUGGCUGACCAAAAACAUGGACCCUCUGAAUGACAACGUGACGGCUCUGCUAAACAACUCUUCAAGUCCCUUCAUCCAGGACCUGUGGAAGGACGUUGACCGUGUGGUGGGUCUAGACACCCUAACCAAGAUGUCAGAGAGCUCUACCCCCAGCUCCACCAAGUCUAAAAAGGGCAUGUUCCGCACGGUGGGCCAGCUCUACAAGGAGUCCCUGGGCAAGCUCAUGACCACCCUGCACAAUACACAGCCCAACUUUGUGCGCUGCAUCAUCCCAAACCACAAGAAGAUGGCCGGUAAAAUGGACGCCAACCUGGUUCUGGACCAGCUGAGGUGUAACGGGGUCCUGGAGGGGAUCCGGAUUUGCAGGCAGGGAUUUCCCAACCGCAUCGUGUUCCAGGAGUUUCGUCAACGCUAUGAAAUCCUUGCUGCCAAUGCCAUUCCCAAAGGCUUCAUGGAUGGGAAACAGGCUUGCUGUGUUAUGGUGAAGCACCUGGACCUAGAUUCUAACCUGUACCGUAUCGGUCAGAGCAAGAUGUUCUUCAGGACAGGGGUGCUGGCCCAGCUGGAGGAGGAGAGGGACCUUAAACUCACCAUUGUCACCAUUGCCUUCCAGGCGCAAGCCAGAGCCUUCUUGGCUCGCAAGAUGUUCAGUAAGAGGCAGGCCCAGCUGACUGCCAUGAAGGUGAUUCAGAGGAACUGUGCUUGCUACCUCAAACUCAAGAAUUGGCAGUGGUGGAGGCUCUUCACCAAGGUCAAGCCCCUCCUCCAGGUGACUAGACAGGAAGAAGAGAUGGGUCAGAAGGAUCAAGAACUUAAACAAGCCAAGGAGGUGGCACAGAAGAGUCAGACUGAGCUGAAAGAGAUCACCCAGAAAUACAUACAGCUGGAGAAGGAGCACACUCAGCUCCAGGAGAAGCUUAAUGCAGAAACAGAGCUAUAUGCCGAGGCGGAGGAGAUGAGGGUUCGUUUGGAGUCAAAGAAGCAGGAGAUGGAGGAGGUGCUGCAUGAAAUGGAGGCCCGGUUGGAAGAGGAGGAGGAGCGCAGCCAGAGCCUUCAGCAGGAGAAGAGGCAUGUGGAGCAGCAGCUACAGGACUUGGAGGCCCAGCUGGCUGGGGAGGAGGAUGCCCGGCAGAAGCUGCAACUGGAGAAGGUCACCACCGAGGACAAUGUCAAGAAACUAGAAGAGGACAUUCUGGUCAUGGUGGACCAGAACAACAAACUACUCAAGGAGCAGGCGCUUCUAGAAGAGAGAGUGGCGGAUUUGAGCUCCAACCUUGCAGAGGAGGAGGAAAAAUCUAAGAACUUGACCAAGCUGAAAAACAAACAUGAGUCCAUGAUUUCUGACCUGGAGGUGCGAAUGAAGAAAGAAGAGAAAGGAAGACAGGAUGUGGAGAAGGCCAAGCGGAAGCUGGAAGGGGAGCUGGCUGACCUCCAGGAGCAGCUAACCGACCUACAGGCCCAGAUAGCCGAGCUCAAGUCCCAGCUUGUUGCAAAAGAGGAGGAAUUGCAGGCCACGCAGGCUCGUCUGGAAGAGGAGAGCGGGCAGUGCGCGAUGACGGUCAAGCGGGUGCGGGAGCUGGAAGCCCUGUUGGGAGAAUUGCAGGAGGACUUGGAGGCAGAGAGAGGGGCGAGGGGGAAAGCCGAGGCUGCCCGCCGGGACCUGGGGGAGGAGCUGAAUGCCCUGCGCUCUGAGCUGGAGGACACCCUGGACACCACUGCUUUCCAGCAGGAGCUCAGGGCAAAGCGCGAGCAGGAAGUCAUCAUGUUGAAGAAGACCAUGGAGGAGGAGGUGCGCAGUCACGAAGCCCAGGUCCAGGACAUGAGACAGAAACACACCCAGGCUGUGGAGGAACUGAGUGAACAGCUGGAGCAGGCCAAGAGGGUCAGGGCCAGCCUGGAGAAGGCAAAACAGGCCCUGGAGAAGGAUUCAUUGGACCUAGGUGCAGACCUCCACUCACUGGCCAGCGCUAAGCAGGAAGUGGAACACAAGAAGAAGAAAGUAGAGUCCCUGCUGGCUGACCUGCAGUCACGCCACGACGAAAGCGAGAGGCAGAAAUGGGAGCUGGGAGAUAGAGUCUUCAAGAUAACCGCGGAGUUGGACAGUGUGACCAGUCUUCUGAGUGAGGCAGAUGGGAAAAACAUCAAGUUGAGUAAAGUCGUGACCAGCCUGGGCUCUCAGCUGCAGGAUGCACAGGAGCUGCUGGCUUAUGAGACUCAUCAGAAGCUGAGUGUGUCUGGGCGCCUGCGCCAGAUGGAGGACGAGAGGAACAACCUGCUGGAGCAGCUGGAGGAGGAGACGGAGGCCAAAAGGAACGUGGAGAGACAGGUGUCCAGCUUCAACAUGCAGCUGUCUGACGCCAAGAAGAAGUUCGAAGAUUUGUCAGGGACAGUCGAACAGCUGGAGGAAGUAAGGAAGCGCCUGCAGCGGGAACUAGAGGCAGCAGGUGGCGAGUAUGAGGAAAAGGCGUCAGCCUACGACAAGCUGGAGAAGAGCAGGGGCCGGCUGCAGCAAGAGCUGGAGGACCUGCUUAUGGACCUGGACAACCAGAGACAGCUGGUUUCCAACCUAGAGAAGAAGCAAAAGAAGUUUGACCAGUUGCUGGCGGAGGAGCGUUCUGUGUCGGCCAAGUGCGGCGAGGAGAGAGACCGGGCGGAGGCGGAGGCCCGGGAGAAGGAGACGCAGGCUCUGGCACUGGGACGUGCGCUGGAUGAGAUGCGCCGCACCCAGGAGGAGGCAGAGAAGAGCAAUAAGGCCCUCCGUGCCGAGAUGGAGGACCUGAUCAGCUCCAAGGAUGACGUGGGCAAGAAUGUCCACGAACUGGAGAAGGCCAAGGGCAGCCUGGAGGCGCUGGUGGAGGAGAUGCGCGUCCAGAUGGAGGAGCUGGAGGACGAGCUGCAGGUGGCAGAGGAUGCCAAGUUGCGUCUGGAGGUCAACUACCAAGCACUGAGGGCACAGUGCAACCAUGAGCUACAGGCUCGUGACGAGAUGGACGAGGAAAAGAAGAGGCAGCUCCUCAAACAGGUGCGUGAGCUGGAGGUGGAGCUGGAGGACGAGAGGAAGCAGCGUGGCCUGGCCAUGGCAGGCAGGAAGAAGAUGGAGGGCGAGCUGCAGGACCUGGAGGAGCAAGCAGAGAGCGCAGGCAGGGGGCGGGACGAGGCUGUAAAGCAGCUGCGUAAGAUCCAGGGCCAGAUGAAGGACCUCCAGAGGGAGCUUGAGGACGCUCGGGUAGCCCAGAAGGAGGUGCUGGUCUCAGGCAGGGAGUCCGAGAGGAGAGCCAAAGCCUUGGAGGCUGACAUCAUGCAGCUCCAAGAGGGACUGUCCACAGCCGAGAGGACCCGUAAGCAGGCUGAAACAGAGAGAGACGAGCUGUCUGAGGAGCUGGCCAGCAACACGUCUGGGAAGUCAGCUUUCUCUGAUGACAAGCGGCGCCUGGAGGCCAGGAUCAGUCAGCUGGAGGAGGAACUGGAAGAGGAGCAGGCCAACGUGGAGACCCUAAACGACCGCCUCAGAAAGACCCAACAGCAGAUUGAGCAGCUUUGCGAGGAGCUGCAGGCAGAGCGCUCCUCCUCCCAGACAAGAGAGGGCGCCAGGCAGCAGCUUGAGCGGCACAACCGGGACCUCAAGGCCAAGCUUCAGGAUAUGGAAAGCCAGGGCCGCUCCAAGCUCAAGUCCUCCAUCGCUGCCCUGGAGGCCAAGCUGCACCAGGUGGAGGAGCAGCUGGACAUAGAGAGCAGAGAGAGACAGAAUGGUGCUAAGACCAUGCGUCAGAAGGAGAAGAAACUCAAAGAUCUGACCAUUCAAAUGGAGGAUGAGAGAAGGCAGGCGCAGCAGUACAAAGACCAGGCUGAGAAGGCCAGCGUGCGCGUGAAGCAGCUGAAGCGUCAGCUUGAGGAGGCCGAGGAGGAGUCUCAGCGCGUGGCAGCGGGCCGCAGGAAGCUACAGCAGGAGCUGGACGAGGCGUCUGAGGCCAAUGACGCACUCAGUCGCGAGGUCUCAUCCUUCAGGAGCAAAAUGAGGCGUGGCGGGGAGCCACCUUUUGGUGGCAGCCCUCGUCGUGUUGGCAGCAUGGGAAACGUCAGUGCCAGUGCUGGUCGGAGAAGCAGGAAUAAUGACAACUGUGAGAUACAAGAGGGGGAGGAGACACCACCACCCUCCACACCACCUUUAGAACAGGAGGCAAUAAAUUGAGAGACUUCUCCUGUUAAGUAGAGGGGAAUGCACACAGAUGUCGUAUGAUUUUAGUUACUAGUAUUUCUACAGUCUUAACCAACUGCAGCGUGACACGCUUUAACUGACUUGUAAAGGGCUUAUCUUCAAUUUGGUCUGUCUUAAUAUUUUAUUCAUUAUUUAAAUCGUAUUGUAGUUGACACAGAAGAAUGAUCUACAUGUACUUCUUUGAAUGAUUGAAUAAUUCAACUAUUCAACUGAUCUAUUGAAUACUUUUUUGUGUAAAAUAUUCAUGUAUUUAAUUAAAAAAUAAAUUAAUUGUAUAGGAAAUGAUUUUCGGUGUUCAAAACUUCUCACUCGUACACCAUUUUCUGAUGUUUUGUUCGGGUAAAACAAAUAACAUUAGACUCAAGAGUUCAUCUGCAAUUGUAUGUUAUUAAAAAUGUGUAAUUUGUCACAUUUCAACACCCAUUAAUUCUUAUCCAUUCAAAUUUUUAUUAGAUCAAUUAGAGAACUUGAAUUGAAAAAUAUCUUCUUUUUUUUACAUUCAUUCUUUAAAGAAUGUAUUCACCUCAAGCUUGCUUUCUUUUGUUUGAUCAGAAAAAAAACUACACUUUUGGAUGUUAUGUAUGUUAUGUUUAUUGUGUAAAGUUUGGGAAUGACACCACAUGAAACAUUAACAAAUAGUAUAUACCUCCUAAGAUGCAGGCAGGUGGAAAACAAGAGUCCUCAACGAGGAGGAGUCUUUGCACUUAGUACAGUGGCUGGCAAAGGGGCCAGGCAAAGCAUCAUGCAGAAAAAAUUAAUGGGUCAAUGACAAAUAAGGUUUCUAAAAAAGCAUUUUUAUAGUGUUUUCAAAAUGGAUUUCAUGCAUAUGUUUACAUCUGGAGCAGUGUGUCUAAGCAACAUUUGUUAUUUAAAUAACAUUUCAAAGUGGUCAAAUUCCUUUUUUUCCUGUAUUUCCUGUACUUCACUACCCAAAAUAUAUCAGGUGGCGCAACAAAAUAUUUGACAAUAUAUAUGUAUUUUCCGACUAUUUAUUUUAAGUGAAUUCUUUUCACAAGUAUCCAUAAGAAUGUCUAUAGUCCCAAACACAUUAUAAUUUUGAGUUGGUGUUUUGUAUUUAUAACAAUUUAAGAUCAUUGCAUUCUAGUGGCCCGGUAUUUAGUUUCUUCGGCAUCCGAUUUUCACAUUUAAAGACAAAGAAAUUAUUCUUCAAAUCUACAAAUGAAUGCAUUCAGUACAAUAGCUAUUCACAUCAUAUAUAUUAACCAUUUGUUCACUUCGACCUAUUAUUAAUUGGUUGAAUUUAAUAUUUUACAUGGUCGCACCACCUGACAAUUAUCAGUUGUGC